UCCCCGUGUGCGAGUGGAGGUAAUUUUACGCCAAUAGAAUAGUGUGCGUUCGCACCUCCGUGCUUUCAUUCUGCCAGCAGGAAACGGACGACACUGACGCUGUUCCGGCGAACACCUCCUCACGCCACACCACAACGCCAUUCCACAACAAGAGUCGCUGCCGGCCGAGGAAAGUCCACUUGCCGCUGACAGGACCACGAACCGUUCAUUCACGCCUAGCAGAUCAUCGACCUGAGUUGGAAUCAAGAUGGCGUACAUGAAGUCACCGUACGGUAUGAACGGACUGAGUCUGUCCAACCCGAGUAUCGACCUGAUGACGCAUCACCACCACCCUGGGGUCGGGGUUAGCCAGUACUACAACCCGACAAGCGCUUACACAGUGGCGGGACAGUGCCCGCCUCCUCCCCGGAAACAGCGCCGGGAGCGCACGACGUUCACGCGGGCCCAGCUGGACGUGCUGGAGGCGCUGUUCGCCAAGACGCGCUAUCCAGACAUCUUCAUGCGCGAAGAAGUGGCGCUCAAGAUCAACCUUCCGGAGUCCAGAGUACAGGUGUGGUUCAAGAACAGAAGGGCCAAGUGCAGACAGCAGGCGGGCCAGGCCAAACCCCGUCCCAAGAAGAAGUCCGCCUCUCCCCCGCCGGCCAGCACCGAGGAGCAGGCCCCCACGUCCGAGUCCCCCAGCUGCAGCGACAGCUCCGUCAGCUCCACCCCCGUGCCGGUCGCCGUCACCAUCGGCAACACCAACGCCAGCCCCACCGCCGCCGUGUCCACCAGCUCCAUCUGGUCGCCCGCGUCCGCGCCCUCGGUCACCUCGGACCUCGGUUCCUGCACGUCCACCGUCACCUCCGCGCCUUCCUGCAUGCAGCGCUCGUCCUACAACCACGCCUACAACCACGGCGGGUACACGGCGCACGCUCAGACCUACUCCCCGGCACCCUACCCGCCCACCACGUACUCCACCUCGUACUUCGGCGGCAUGGCGGACUGCUCGUCCUACCUGUCCCCCAUGGCGCCCACGCACCAGCUACCGCCCGUCACCACGCUCAACCAGAUGAGCUCGGCUAACAUGUCCGCGCACUCCAUGUCUCACACCCCUCAGCUGUCCCCCUCCUCCAUGGGCCACGGGUCCCCCCUCAACAUGAGCACGCAGCCCGACUGCGUCGACUACACCAAACACGACCAGACGUCCGCGUGGCACAAAUUCCAGGUUCUGUGAAGCCGACUGGAGCCUAGCCGCGGGAACAUGGCAAUCAGCAGGACUGCUACUGUGUAGUACCCGUGUCUCUUCCUUCAGCGGACAGACGUCCCCUAUAAAACAUGCUAGUGUGUAACAACAGAACAGCUUUCCAUCCAUCCAUGUACAGACUGUCUCCGUUAACUAGGGCGUCUAUCUGUGGAAGGGAGCUGACGUCGGAUCUUACUUACUUAAACCGAGAUUUUGAACUGACUUCACCAGUAUUUAUUGUGAAGAAAGAAGAUGGUACAUUGAAAGGUUGUCUCAUUUGAAUUUUAUUUAUUUGUAGCGAGCGAGUUUCAGAUCAGUCAGUGAAUGGUUAGACUAUGUAUGAUAGGGGUUCCAAUGAUAUCAAACAGGGUUUAGACUUGCAAGGACCUUACAGAAAGAGACGUGCACUGUAUGUGCAGCUAACUAACUAGUAUCGUUUGUGUGUUAUCUUAAGAAUAGCGAAUACUCUGUUGUUUGUAUGACCCAGGUAUCAAAUUGUAGAGUCCGCUUCGCUUCUACCUAUAAACUUGGACGUUGGUAGUUGCAAUAUUCUGUACAUAAUAGUUUCCCAACGUGCUUGAGUUUUAUUCUCUAAUAACCAUGUAGAGAGCGUCCAUGACAACAAACCCGUGCUGGUUGGUACAGUUCGGUAUCCUCGGCCUUAAAUGGUUCAUCACAAAAUAAAUUGUAGUUGCUACCACCGCACAGUGACUAGUCUAGCAUGAUAAAGUUGACUACAUCAUGGUACUAAAUGUUUUAGGAUGAGCGCGUGGAUGAGAUAUUUUACUGGAGAUUUGAGAGAGAGAGUUCCGGAGCUUCUCGAAAGUUACCUGAAGCCCUUUGGAAAGAAUGUUCUCUUAAUUAAAGUGUCCUGGCAGAUGUAAAUAUGAUGUAUUUGUGUUCGUCGUUCAUGUCAAUACAUAGGAUACUGCCACCCUACGUCAGUGUUAUAAGAACGUUUGAAAGUACAACCGACGCGGGACGCCGAAACCCAGUGAAAAAUAGUCAGUCUGCUGUAGUUAGUCGUACCGGUGGCUAGACAUGCAGAGAUAUUGACGUUGUAUUUGCCACAUGCGUUCACAAAGGACGGCAUGUAUGAUCAAGUAUGGAAGAGAUGUUAAACAUGUGUUAAUCGUGCUGUUUAGAUCGGCGUUGUGGGUUGACCGACCGUGUUGUGAAGUUGUCAGAUACUGCACUGUACAGCCUUGUCAUGGAACAAAUGCGGAAAUUGUAUCCACAUCAUUUUCAGCACAAUCGCUGUAGUCACGGCGUUUUCAACCCGUGUAUGUGUAUGUUUGUGAGUACAUUGCACGACGCCAUUGUAAAGUCGUUCUAGCUGGUUGUAUUAAAUCUAUGGAAGAACACA
Molecule: messenger RNA, 2591 nt
Organism: Branchiostoma floridae (Florida lancelet)
Lineage: Eukaryota; Metazoa; Chordata; Leptocardii; Amphioxiformes; Branchiostomatidae
Product: homeobox protein otx5-like
Exons: 5
Coding region: 248-1216 (322 amino acids)
Biological process (GO): regulation of transcription by RNA polymerase II
Cellular component (GO): nucleus
Molecular function (GO): RNA polymerase II cis-regulatory region sequence-specific DNA binding; DNA-binding transcription factor activity, RNA polymerase II-specific
Source: RefSeq, a predicted model, not a curated record